AUGGCACUAGCGCACGGAAUGUACAUGCCUUCCCAACUACCUGCAAAUUCUCCCUUUCUCUUCGAGAAGCAGGGCGGUACCGGUGGACGCUAUUAUUUAGCAAGCCUCUUCUCGAUCAUCCGAUUCUAUCAUGUAGAUUUAAUUCUUAUCAAGCACCUGGAGAUAAGUCUGCUCUAUUCAUCUUCCCUUUAUGUUCCCAACUCUCACAUACCAAUGCUUCUUGACAGUCAAACAAAGACGCUCAACUUCAAUUGUCUACAAAAGGUCAACUUAACUCUGGCAUUUAUUGCAGCUUUAGCUUCACUUGAUUUACUUUCCUCAUUUACUCUUUGUCCCGAUCAGUGGAUAAGUCAAAUUUUGUCGUCUUUCUCAGUGAAAAGGGUAGAAACCUUAUUUUAA
Molecule: messenger RNA, 399 nt
Organism: Protopolystoma xenopodis
Lineage: Eukaryota; Metazoa; Platyhelminthes; Monogenea; Polystomatidea; Polystomatidae
Source: the annotation of a GenBank genome assembly